Molecule: messenger RNA, 6512 nt
Organism: Crotalus tigris (Tiger rattlesnake)
Lineage: Eukaryota; Metazoa; Chordata; Lepidosauria; Squamata; Viperidae
Gene: ZNF451
Product: zinc finger protein 451
Exons: 16
Coding region: 422-4015 (1197 amino acids)
Biological process (GO): regulation of transcription by RNA polymerase II
Cellular component (GO): nucleus
Molecular function (GO): DNA-binding transcription factor activity, RNA polymerase II-specific; sequence-specific DNA binding
Source: RefSeq, a predicted model, not a curated record
UCUCCAACGGACGUUUGCAAAGGGCGAGAAGCUCGUUCGCGACGUUAAACGUCGGUUCGUUGAGCUGACGGUUGAUUUUCCGUUUUCUUCUGGCGCCGAGUUGCGAAGGGUUCGGGCCAGCGAUACGAGGCGGGGAGGACUUGGUUAUCCCUGCAGGCGAUACGAGGGACCGUCAGCAUCACCGUCGUCCUCACGUGGCUUGAUUGUGAGCGUUGUGGGCGCUGCCGCAGCUUCCUCGCCCUCCGGUUUGGAGUCCGUGUCGUUAUCCAGACCCAUUUUCCCAUCACGCGUUAUGUUCUUGUAUUAUUCUAUUCCCAUUUAUUCUUGACAGAUGCUUUCGGCGAAGUGAAUGGAGGCCUUUCAUAACCACUCGGAAUUUUACUAAUUCCAUUAACCCUAGUGCAUCCUUGUAGACACAGCAAUGGAAUAUCUUAAGGCUUCUAAGAAGACUGACAAUUCCUUUCAACAGGAAGAAACUGAAGAAGAUAUUGAAUUUGUUAGUGAAGGCGUAUUGAGACCUGUCCUGGAAUGCAUCGAUCUUAGUAAUGAAGAGGAAUUUGAUACCUCUUCUGAAAAAAAUGUAAAACACAAAGACCAUGUUGAUUAUCAGAAAGCAAAAGUUGCUUCGACCCUUGAUCGCCUGGCACGCCAUGUAGAAGUAGAGAAACAGCUGAAGGAAGAGAAAAACAAAGCUUUCAAGGAAAAACUGGAUUCACAACAUGCUCAUGGACUGCAAGAACUGGAAUUUAUCCGGGGUCAUAGUGACACAGAAGCAGCAAGAUUGUGUGUGAAUCAGUGGCUAAAAAUGCCAGGUCUCAAGCCAGGCACUGUAAACUCAGGAAGGAGAACAUUAUCUCAAAAAUCAUAUCAGAUCCCAUCGAACAGCAAAUCCAUUCUAUGUCCCAUAAUGCACUGCAAUAGAAAGUUUGACAAUGGGCAUUUACUGCUAGGUCAUCUUAAAAGGUUUGAUCAUUCUCCAUGUGAUCCCACAAUUACUCUACAUGGACCUCCAGCUAAUAUGUUUGCCUGCAUAGUCUGUGGCAACAGAUUUGCAAGUAAUCAGCAAUAUAGUGGACACCUUUUGUCUAAGGUUGGUAAAAAUGAUGGCCAUGAGAGAAAUUACCCUCCUCAGCUUAUUCAGUGCUUUGCGUGUCCUUGCUGUUUCCUCUUCUUUAGUAUAAGAGAUGAAUGCCUGCAGCAUAUGUCUGGAAAAAAUCAUUUUUCUCAGGCCUUUAAAUUGAGUGAUAAAUCAGGGAGCCCACUUCCAUUGCCUUUGCCAGCCUACGCAAAGAAUCUCCUAAUCUCCUUAUGCAAAGAAGUUCCCUUCCAAGUGCAAUGCUCAUCCUGUCAUCAGGUUUUGCAAUCCCACAUAGAGCUCACAGCACACUUCAGAAUCCAGUGUCGUAAUGCUGGUCCUGUAGCUAUAUCAAAAAACUGCAUCUCCGAAAUUGCAGAAAUACUGAAAGCCAAAAGUUUCUGUCAAGGUUGUGACACGUUGUUUGUCAACGAUGACCAAAUUACUCAACAUAGUUGCAGAAAUGUUGCUAAGAUUAAACUUAUCGCCACAAUGGAAGAAUCCAUAUUAUUAAUCUGUCACAUCAAUGAACGGAAUAAAAGUGUCCCUCACCUGCAAAAUAAUGCAAGCCUUUUGAAAUCUUCUCUGAAGAGAAAUUUGGAAUUGAAUGGCGAUAAGAAUGAAACUCUUUCAAAAUGGAAAAAGGAUUUGCGAGACAAUAGUGAAGCAGUUCACACAACUUCUCUUGUCAAAACCUGGGUAUGCCAGUGUGAUUUGGCAUUUCUUUCUGAAGAGUUGGCAGAAAAACACAUUUUUGCUGAAAACAGAAUCUGCUACAAGUGCGGUGUAUGUGGGAAACUUGCAGAAAAUUUGAGCAUUAUCCGCUUGCACAUGAGCCGUUUCCAUGGAGGAGCACAUUUGACUAACUUCAUCUUCUCAUGCCAAAUUUGCAAAAUAGCCCUUCAGAAAGAAGAGGAUGUCCUUAUUCAUGUAACAGGACUUCAUGAUGGACAUAAUUUCUAUUUCGAGAAGGCCAUUGCUGAAGAUGAACUAACAAUACCUUCUGAUUCACAGUAUGACCCUUCGAUUAAACAAGAAGGCCAAACUUCAAGCCUUAUCGAACUUUCUCCAGAGCAGACUCAGAUGGAGGUGGAUGAAAGCCCUUCCCAAUGGCAAUGUAAGAUAUGUGAGGAAAUAUUUAACUCAGAGGACAGUGUGAAACAACAUUGCAAAUCACUAGAGAGUCAUCAUUUUCACAGGUACAGCUGUGGCUCGUGCAAAAUGACUUUUCGGAAAAUAGAAACACUGCAGCGACACUGCCAGGGUAGACAUAACAAUGUUGUACAGAUUAAAUAUUUCUGUGGAUUUUGUGGUGACCUCUUCUUUGAUGUUGAGGAGGAAUUUUUACUUCACUUCAGGUGCAUACAUAGCAUGGAUUACGUGUGUGUGUCCGAGACAGCAGAAACCUCAAUCAAAAAUGAUGAAAUAGCGGAAGAAGGUACCCUUCUAAACUGUGGUUGUCGUGAGAAAUAUGUUUGCAAAAAAAACAGGAAGAUUGACCACAAGAAAUGUCAAGAAGCCAUGUUGGAAAAAGGCAACAUUUGGUUUCGUUGCACUUCAUGCUCUUCUACAGCACAAACCUAUUCUGACAUAAUGGUUCAUAUCACAAGCCACCCAAGCAAAGAAACUACUCAAGAUUUCUACAUAGUCAGGUGUGGUUCAUGUAACAAACAUUUUAGUAAUAUUACCAUUGCUCAUCAGCACUUCCAUGAUAAGCACUGCUUUUUACAAAAGCCACAACUAUCUUUUGGGUCACAAGCAGAAAAUAAUGUCUUCCAUUUCUCUGCUGUGAAGUCCUGUUCAGAGAAGGAUGUAGCGUCAACACAUUCUUCAGAUGUAAAAAAGCUGAAACUGGAAGAUGCAAAGAAAGCUAGGAGGUUUUCUGAAAUGAUUGAACAAGCCAGCGGCCGGCUAGGUUUUCUUCCGUCCUUCCUUCACCCGGGCCAGCAAGAGCUAGAGAGAGCAGCAUCUUGGGCUGCGGCCAUUCCGUGGCAGCUGAGCCCGUUCGCCAUUCGUCCAGCCUGCUUGUCGCCAGUUAUGUUCAACUAUGACGAGGCCAUUGCCUUCCUGGGCGAGUGGGGCCUCUUCCAGUGGCUCAUCUUCUUUCUGCUCAGCGCCAGCAUCAUCCCCAACGGCUCCACAGGGCUAUCCACUGUCUUCUGGGCCGCCACUCCUGAGCACUGGCGCCGGGUGCCUUCUAACGCCAACCUGAGUGCUGCAUGGCUCAACGCUAGCAUCCCCCUGGAGAAGCGCGGCAGGUGGCAGGUGCGGAGCCAGUGCAGCCGCUACCGCCUCGAGGCCUUGUCUGCCGGGAACAUGGAGCCCGGCCGCGAUGUCAGUCUCAGCCAUUGUCACCGAGAUGAAGGCAAUCUUCCUGACCUUGAUUACUUAUGUACCAUGUCUCACAUUGUAAUGAUGGAUUUGGAUAAUUGGGGAAGCCUUUUUGAUCAACUGCCUGCAACCCUCAACCAAGGAACUUUUAUUUGGGGCUUUCAGGGUGGAUGUGGCCAUUGGAAACCCCCUGUGAAUUGCAAGAUCUUUAAUUAUCUUAACAAGAUUGGGUGUUUCUUUCUUCAUCCACGCUGUGGUAAAAGGAGAGAGGCUGCUGAUUUUGCAAUCUGUGUACAUGUGGGCCGCCUGGAUGAACAUCUGCCAAAACAUAUUCCUUUCACCAUUCUUUCUGGAGACAAAGGCUUUCUAGAAUUGGAGGAUCAACUUAAGAUGACUCAGCGGGUAACUCGCAUUCUAGAUCCUCAUAAGAUUGAUGCUGACAUGAUGUAUACCUUAUUAAACAGCAUUUCAGAUGCAGUCAAAGAAAAUGAAGAGAUUGAUAUUCAAAUGGCAAUGGCACAGAUUUUGCAAGUAACGAGAGCCCAAAAUGAUACACAUGGUGAUGAUGAAUUUCAAGAGGCAAUUAGGCGAAGUCUUGAGGAAAAGUGAAGAUGUCUAAAGAUGGGUGUACCAAAACAUCUACCUGACUUCAAAGAAAUUGAAAUUUUUUCACCGUUUAUAAAAACAUUAAAAAUGUACUGGUUAUUAUUUCAAUGUUUCAGUGGCAUUGUAAAAACUGAGCUCUAUCUAUCAUCAAGCACUAGCAGAGUUCAGAACCUGUUGUAAAAUUUAACUAAUGGGAUUUCAGUCAUCCCUUCUCAUGGCUUAAGCAGUAAACAGUUUUAAAAUGUGAUAUGGCCAAGCUUACUUUAAAAAUAUAAGAACAUGGCAAAUCUGCUGAGUCAUAAGAUCUGUUAAGUUUACUUUUUUUUCCUAAUGUCUGACCUGAAAACUGAAUGUUAUGAUUUAUGCUGCUUUUUUUUCAAUCUGUUCUUUUCUGGAUUUUAAUAUUUUACUUCUACUGUUCUGUUGACUUUAUUUUGUAGUAGAAACAGGUAUUAAUCCAGAAUGUCUAGAGUGCCUUUUCUUGCUUCAUCAGUUUCUGAGGUGAAAUUUAGACACUAUCCUGAAGAUUACAGUCUAUAGGCCAACUUGCAAGGAAUCUAUUACAAUUCACUUAAACUUGAGGUCGACGAACUAGUUACUUUCUGUUAGCUGUCUCUUCAUUCUUAUGUACAUGUUUUAAUGUGGAGAAUGAAUACAAUGCCAAAUAGACUGAAUGUAUUUGUAUAUUUUGUUUCCUGUUAUUAAUACUGCAUCAAAGUAUUUUCCUGUUUGUUUUUGACAAUAUUUAAAUGUAACUUCAGGAAGCUGAAGUCUUUCUUUGAUUUUAUGUUUUUAACUUAUUUGCAUUUCUCAGAACAUAAUUAUAUACUUCAGCUUAAUUAAAAUACCAGCUAUUGUUGUGUUGCUUCGCAUAUCAGUCAAGUACUAUUUGAAAGUUUUCAUUUUCAUUUUUUCUAGGUUCAUAAAUUCCAUUUGGCUUAGUUUGUCUAAAUAAAAAUGUUUACAGAGAAGUAGAAUGCAGACGAUGACGCUAAUUUUAUACUUAUGUUUGUACUGCAGGCUUACUGAAAAAUUGGUUUGGAAUGAAAACUUACUUUGUGUGACAGCAAAAUAGCCUUUUUGUAAUGGACAUAACACUGCAAGUAUAUUAACUAGAUUAAUAUAUUAAGACUUGGUGGCUUGGAGGACAGAUUGUAAUGGUUUGAUCUAAUAAAACAUUCUAUACAAAUAUACGUGCUGUUCUCCAAAGCCUUUUAUGUCCUUGUUGAAACCCUCUGCCUCUACUAAAAUAAGAUUCUAGUCGGAAACCAUUUAAUAUUUUAGCAGGAGCCUAAGAACUUCUCGUGACACCUGCCUUGCUCCAUUCUCCCUAAUAUUAAGAGAAGAAAGGGGAAGCCUUUGCUGCAGAUAUCUGGCCAGUGCCAUAAACUCAAUAAUAGUAAUGCAUGGUUACCAUACAAUGGUUAGUUCAGGAAAUAAUGCAAGAAAAUUCAUACUAACUCUUAUAAAAACAACCUCAUCUAUGCCUGUCAUUUAGGAAUGGUCUCAAACACUCAGUUUGAGUGUUUGAGACCAAAUGUAGUACUUAUACAGUUUUCUAGACUGUAUAAGUACUACAUUUCAUUGGGAUCAAAUAUUUCAGCUACAGAAUUGCUGCCUGCUUGCAUAUUAAGUUCUCUGACUCUGUUACAAGAAAUAUGUGUUUACUUUCUCAUAUGCAAAUGCACAGAUAGUUUUAUGGACAAAGCCAUGUUUAAAUAGAAGAUUCCAAACUCCUAUUUGCUAUAUCAUUUCUUCAUGUAAUCUAGCACUUUCUGUAAAUAGAGUAUAUCCCUUUUUCUUUCUCAUGUUAUAUAUUUUUCAAAUAAUUUUCUUUCAAGUCAUUCUUUCCAUUUUUUUUCUUCAGCUUGCUAGGUUUGUGUCAGCAACUGUAUACAUACUACAUACUCUCCUGAUCUAUUAAUCUUUUUGCUGUAAAUAUAGUUGGUUUUGUUUUUAGCCGCAAGAAUAUCAUUGCAAAGAAUAUCUUAGAAAUCUUGUUAAAACUGUCCCAGGAAUAAAUCCUGUAAGAUGACUUUGUCUCAAGUAUAUUCUAUUAACCUCUGAAUAUAAAACCAUAUUUACAACAGCUCAGGUAUUUGCUGAUGUGAUUAGCACAAAUGCUACAUUUAAAAAAAUUAUCCCAAUAUGCUAAUAUUCUGCCUCUGAAACACUUGAUUCUUGGGAGGAACUGAAGAUGUGCAAAUUAUUUCUAAAUAUCACUCAGGAAAACAUCUGUAUUUGUAUAUUAUUUUAAGCAAACAUUGAUUGGGUAUCUAGCCUCAUGCUAGGAUGAAGUGAAUAUUACAAUGGAACUAUAUAAAUGGGUGGAUUUCAAUCAGAAAGGGAUGUUGCUACUUUCCAACAAAGAUGGUCCAGAAAAAGGAAGACUUUUAAGUCCCCAAAAGUACAGGAACUGCUCUUUUUCCGUGGAUAUUAUCUCAAGAUGUUAUAAAUGCUGUAAAAUAAAAAGUGAAAUAAAAAAGUAUUUGGUCUGACA